Rana temporaria (common frog) is the source of this 5861-nucleotide messenger RNA. RefSeq names its product TSC complex subunit 2 (gene TSC2). Bases 118 to 5529 code for a protein of 1803 amino acids. The record is from RefSeq and is a predicted model, not a curated record. Gene Ontology annotation, biological process: negative regulation of Wnt signaling pathway; negative regulation of TOR signaling; regulation of small GTPase mediated signal transduction. Gene Ontology annotation, cellular component: nucleus; cytoplasm; TSC1-TSC2 complex. The transcript has 42 exons. Gene Ontology annotation, molecular function: GTPase activator activity. Lineage: Eukaryota; Metazoa; Chordata; Amphibia; Anura; Ranidae.
GGUGAAGGGGGGCGGUACCUGCAGGCCCAGAAGCCGAGGAUUGAAGUUGGGUGAGUGGGCGCGUGCCAGUGACAGCAGAGAAGGGGAGAGACUGCAGGGCCCCUUGUCACUCCAAUCAUGGCACGCCAAAUGGGCAAAGACCCGGGCCUGAAGGAGAAGGUGAAGAUGUUUCUGGGGUUUGGGCCCCCGCGUCCCAAAUCCAAAAAUUCAGACAGGCAGCCAGAGUAUAUUAUUACUGCUGAACUGCUGAAAGACCUGAGCCCCGAGAGUGCCCUCAGUGUAAGGCUACGUGCAAUGAAUCAUGUCUGUGAACUGGCAAAAACAAAGAAGUUUGAGGAUCAUGCUGUUGAAGCGAUCUGGCUGGCGGUGGAAGACCUGUUGCAGCCAGAGCAGCCAGCUGAGGCCAGACUUGAUGUUCUGAAUUUGUUGAAGAGUCUCAUCGUUGGACAGGGUGAAAGGCUGGGAUUUCUUCGUGCCCAUUUUUUCCGGGUUAUAAAGGAUUACCCCACCAAUGAGGACCUCGAGCAGAGACUGGAGGUCUUCAAAGCUCUUACCGAUAAUGGCCGAGACAUCGCCUAUCUGGAGGAGGAGCUGGCGGCGUUUGUCCUGCAGUGGAUGGAGGUGGGCCUGUCCCCGGAUUUCCUGCUGGUUCUGGUGAAUCUGGUGAAGUUUCAUAGCUGUUACCUGGAACGUUACAUUGCUCCUAUGGUGCAAAUGAUUUGUCUGCUUUGUAAUCGGACUACAUCUUCCUAUGACAUCGAGGUGUCUUUAAUGGUCCUGGACGCCGUGGUGUGUUAUAACUGUCUGCCAUCGGAAAGCAUCCCAACAUUUGUCAUCACACUGUGCCGAACUAUUAACGUCAAAGAGCUGUGUGAGCCCUGCUGGAAGCUGAUGCGAAACCUCUUGGGAACACACCUUGGUCACAGCGCUAUUUAUACCAUGAGCCGCAUCAUGGAAGACAAGGUGUAUUGGGAAGAUGCCCCAUUGUUGAGAGGAGCCGUCUUCUUUGUUGGGAUGGGGCUUUGGGGAGCACACAGGCUCUUCUGUCUAAAGAACUCUCCAAUAUCUGUGCUCCCCUCAUUUCUGAAGGCUAUGAAUUGCCCGAAUGCUGUGGUUUCCUAUGAGAUUGUCUUGUCCAUCACACGACUCAUAAAGAAGUAUGGGAGAGAACUGCAGGCGUCAACGUGGGAUGUGCUCCUGGCCGUCAUCGAAAGGUUGUUCCAGCAGCUGCAGGUUCUCCGCAGCCCGGAGUUGAAGGCUGCCAUGCACAAUUUGCUGACUGGAGUGGAGGAGCUCUAUGACCAGAAUGAAUUCCAUGGGGAGGAGCAGAGGUUUUUUGAACUGGUAGAGAAAUACUCUGAUGAUCGGCCUGCAGCCUCUGUGGUGAAUCUGAUAACCUACAGAGCUCGGUCCAUCCACCCGGGGAAGGAGGGGUGGAUACAGGAUCUGCAGAAGCUGAUGGAUAAGUAUUUCAGGAAUGAAUCUCGAUGUAUUGUACGAAUGAAAGUCUUGGAUGUCCUAUCCUUUGCAUUGAGCAUCAACAGACAAUUUUAUGAGGAGGAACUGAUAGAAAAGGUGGUGACCUGCCAGCUGGCGCAAAUCCCAGAGGAUAAAGAUCAUAAAGUCCGAAAGCUUGCCACGCAGCUCUUGGUUGACUUGGCAGAAUGCUGCCACUCUUGCCAUUUCAACAGUUUAAUGGAUAUCAUAGAGAGGGUUGUGACUCGAUCCUUGUCCCUUCCUGUGGACUCUACACAGGAUGCAUCAUCUUUGGAGGAUGUAAAAACAUCCGUGUUGGGCCUAAUGGUCAUCCUUCAGACCAAGCUAUACAUCCUCCCGGCCAGUCAUGCCAUACGUGUGUACGAAAUGAUGGUCAACCACAUUCAGCUUCACUACCUGAACCUGUACAGCUCUCCAAUCGCCGGAAGCAUCAGACUCCAGGUGUUUGACUUCUUCUUGCACCUGCGGACGGACUCUCUGAAGCGCAUUGGUCUCCCCAAUAAGGAUGGAGCUGUGAGGUUCAGCCCAUACUGUCUGUGUGAGUCUGUGAUUGAGCCUGAGAAGAGGCCGCCAGAGAGGAAGCCCGCCGGCACGCUGUCUCCCCCCUCUGGAAGCCCCAGCCUCUCUUCUCAGGGUGGUUGUCCUCGAUUGGGCUGCCUGCAUUUCUCUCUGGCUUUUGGGGUCAUUCUGCAAUGUUUAAAGCAGGAAACGGACUGGAAAGUCCUCAAACUGGUUCUCAAUAAACUGCCUGAGUGUCUUCGUUAUAAACUCCUCAUUCUGUCCUCUCCCUGUAACAUUGACCAGCUUUCUGCAUCUCUCUGUAACAUGCUCUCAGACCGGAGUGCCAGCGAUCGCUUGUAUAAUACCCCAGAUGGAUUCUCUCGUACUGAACUGCAGCUGGCUGUGGUUCCUGUACUGACUGCACUGACCUCAUACCAUCAAUAUCUGGAUAUCACCAAACAGAAGGAAAUGGUUCGCUGUCUGGAGACCGGCCUGAUCUAUCGCUGUGCCAAGCAGUGUGUGGUGGCUUUGUCCAUGUGCAUGGUAGAGAUGCCUGGGAUGCUGAUCAAGUCCCUUCCCGUGCUCAUCGUGAAGCUGACGCACAUCUCCGCCACUGUCACCAUGGCAAUACCCAUGCUGGAGUUCCUUUCUACCCUGGUCCGGUUGCCCCAUCUUUAUGGGAACUUUGCUGCAGAACAGUAUGCAAGUGUGUUUGCCAUUUCUCUGCCGUACACGAAUCCCUCAAGAUUUAAUCAAUACAUUGUGUUCCUGGCCCACCAUGUCAUUGCCAUGUGGUUUAUCCGAUGCAGACUGUCUUUGAGAAGAGAUUUUGUGCCUUACAUAACAAAGGGUCUGCGCUCCAACGUUCUGCAAAGCUUUGAUGACACUCCUGAGAAAGGGAGCUUCAGAGCCCGCAGCACCAGCCUGAAUGAGAGGCCUAAAAGCUUGAAGCUAUCCAAACCCUCCAAGCCGGGCUUGAGUGACUCGUCCCCCGUGAAGGAGAUGAGAGACCUCUCGAACGCCUUUCGCUCUCGCAGCAUCAGUGUGUCGGAGCGUGCUGCGUACAGUCGAAUGCAGCCCUCGGUGACCAGCUCUAGUCUCAGCUCUGCUGAUGAAAGCUCUGUGGCCCAGGCAGACGACAGCCUGAAAAACCUUCAUCUGGAACUAACGGAGAUCUGUCUAGACAUGAUGGCCAGAUAUGUGUUCUCCAACUUCACAGCAGUCCCUAAGAGGUCACCAGUUGGAGAGUUCCUGCUGGAUGGUGGAAGAACGAAGACCUGGCUUGUCGGGAACAAGCUGAUAACUGUGACAACUAGUGUAGGGAGGGGAACACGGUCACUUUUAGGGUUAGAUCCUGGGGAGGCCCCGAAGCCGUCAGACACGGAUUACUUUUUUAACAGCUCACCUAUGCAAACAGAGCAAGCCAAAGAAACGCCGCCAAAGAUCGACCUGCAGGCGAGAAAGCCGGGUAUGCAAACGCCGCGUCACAGAGUCCGCUCCAUGUCUGGUGGACAUGGGCUACGUGCUGGAUCAGACGGUGGAUCCUCUCCUGGUGGCGCCCCAGGAAGCAGAGGAGAUAAAAUUCCCCGCAGGCCUCAGGUCAAGAAGGAGAAAGCCACCCUGGCUGAUUUUGUGCCGGUGCUGACCCAAGGCUGGGCAGAAAUACUUGUACGAAGACCCACCGGUAAUACCAGCUGGCUGAUGAGUUUGGAGAAUCCACUGAGUCCCUUCUCCUCCGAUAUUAACAACAUGCCUCUCCAGGAAUUAUCCAAUGCUCUCAUGGCAGCAGAGCGAUUCAAGGAGCACAGAGAGACGGCUCUUUACAAAUCCCUCUCCAUGCCCGCCUCCUCCCUGACUGCUGCCACAUGCAAGCCUACCCUGCUGCAGAGAGCCAACACAGUGGCCUCUGUUUCUCCCAUCUCCCCGUCCAGUGAUCAAGGAAAGCUGCUUAGGAGCAUAUCCUGGGCAGAGUCCUCCGUACUCCCGGAAGAAGGCUCCCAGAAUGAAGCCGACGUAGACGUGACCUCUCCGGCUGCAUCUCAGGAGCUGGAAGACUUCAAGCCUGUGACCAUUGAUGACACACCAAGUGAAGAAAAAACGGACAAGAAGUCUGAAGGGAUCAGCAGGUCCUCCUCCACCUCCAGUCAAGAUUUGUCCACCCAGCAGUCAGAAGAGUCAGAAGUUGGUGGAAUCCCCAUUGAAGGCUCAACACGGGAGAUUCCUUUCCAGCCCUCGCAGACGCUGAGCAAGUCCAGCUCCUCCCCAGAACUGCAGACUUUGCAGGAACUGCCCAAGGAGCCCGAGGCUAAAGAAAUCACCAGUACCCCAACCCCAGAAGCCAAACCUGUGCUGCAGACACCCAGUGCAGAGCCACCUGUCAUCCAGACUGCCAGAGCAGAGGAAAAUGGUGCUAAAGAAGCUGGAGCCAGGCUUGAGCCGGGGCUGUCUCAGCAAUCUCCACAAUCUCCGAACGGAUAUCGCCCCAGAGGUCACACCAUUUCUGACUCUGAGCCCUCCCGUCGGGGAAGAAGGAUCAACGUUGAUGCUUUCAAGAACAGCACAAAGUCCACCAAAGCUGAAAAAGUGCCUGGAAUAGACCCAAGCUUUGUGUUCUUACAGUUGUACCAUUCUCCUUUCUUUGGGGAUGAAUCCAACAAGCCCAUCCUGGUCCCAAACACUGAGACAUUUGAUAGAACAAUGAAGCUGCUUGAUCAGAUCCCAUGCUAUGACACCCACAAGAUAGGAGUCCUGUAUGUUGGGGAAGGACAGAUUGGUGAUGAGAAGUCGAUUCUGUCCAAUGAGCACGGCUCCUACAGAUACACUCAGUUCCUGACUGGUUUGGGAAAACUGAUCGAUUUAAAGGAAACUCAGCCUGAUAAGAUCUUUCUAGGUGGUCUGGGUUGGCGUGGAGAGGAUGGUCAGUUCACUUACUGCUGGCAUGAUGACAUCAUGCAAGUCAUUUUCCAGAUCGCCACCCUGAUGCCCAAUUUGGAGAUCGAUCCUUACCGCUGCAACAAGAAGAGACAUGUUGGAAACAACUUUGUGAAUAUAGUUUACAAUGAUUCCGGAGAGUUCUACAAGCUAGGUACUCUGAGGGGUCAGUUUAACUUUGUGGAUGUGAACAUUCAGCCCCUGGACUGUGAGAGUAACUUGGUGACCUUGCAGUGUCGAAAAGAUAUGGAAGGCCUGGUUGAUAUCUCUGUUGCCAAAAUUGUGUCCGAUAAAAACCUUCCUUUUUUGGCCCGUCAGAUGGCGCUUCACUCAAACAUGGCAUCACAGGUGCACCACAGUAGAUCCAACCCCACAGACAUCUACCCAUCCAAGUGGAUUGCCAGGCUGCGACACAUUAAGAAGAUAAGACCUAAGGUCCAUGAGGAGCUGCUUGAAAUGUCCGCAAAUACGCCUUAUUCAAUCCACACCCUCUCCAGCAAACCACCUCCGCAGAAUCCGCCAUCAGCAAGUGGCUCGUUUGAAACCGGUCAGCGGACGCGGCUGAUAUCCGCCGUGGAUGACUUCACAGAAUUUGCAUAGACGAGGCGUGGAUGUGCUGGACUGGAUGAACGGUACACCCCAAAGCAUUGACGGGGAUAUAGUGGAGUUAGACUACCAUACGCUGAACACUAAACCUUUCAGACCGCAUGUAGCAAGACUGCAGCACAGCAUUUUAGAAGAGACUCUGAAUUAAAUUAUUUUUCAAUACUGAAAUGGAACCCUAAUUUAUUAAAGACUUCAUCGGAGAGGAUGCAAAGACCAUAAAACAUUCACCUGAAGAUGAUCUUUAUUUGGACACAUAAGUGCCCACUUUUGCUUAAAAGUUGUUUUCUGCACAAUUCUAAAAUAAAGUUUAAAAAAAUCUAUUUCUC